CUUAGUCUCACAACAGUCAUGGCCUUCAGGCCUCAGGAUGCUGAGGAUGAAUCUCUUCGAUGUCCAUUCUGCAGCUUCGUAACUGAUGAAUUUGACGAUCUUCAAAACCAUGUCGACAGAUCUCAUGCUGAAUCUGAUGUCGGCGGUUCUGCUCAGUCUUGGAACUCUUCGACCGCUCACUUGAAUGAUUUCGAGUUGGCGCAGCUCCUCGCCUUUGAGGAAGCAGGCUUACCAUCAGAGCUGGCGUUGUCCGAAAAUUCCAACGCACCUGCCAGACCCGGCCAAGGCCCCGAGGAAGCCACGAUGAACCCCAGGGAUGAUCUACCAAACCCAAAAGUAGGUGACCAUGAAACCCCGUCAUGGGUCCCAUGUAUCUGCGGUGAGCGCGUUGACAUGCUCGAGUUGGACGCUCAUGCCGACAUGCAUGCUCAGGAAGAUGUCUCAGCGACUGACGUCGAUCUUGUUCUCGAGGAGCGUCACCCUGCCCAACUUUCCAACGGCUUCACUACCACGAUAUCUCAAGCUUUGCGCAAUCAAGAACAACUGCAGUCCAGGACCCCACCGAAGAAUGGCAGAACACGGAUUUCUCCUCUUAAAGAGAUGUUCCUAGGCACUUCCUCGUCCCCCAAACGGAGCACACCCUAUAAAGCGGUUGUAUCCAAACAAGGCAGGUCCAAACGCUUGGGGCGAGCUGAAUUAGGUCCUUUUGCGCACGAGAAGCAGAUGCCGGAUUGGUUAGAGCGCAUGCUCGAAGACGGGGCCAAAACCUCCAUCAUUAACAGAAUCGGACCAGAUGGUCUGCUGAACCGGGUAGAAGUCGUUGCCAAUGAAACUCCCCAUCUAAUCCCUGUUCUCGCACGACUCUCUCAAUUGGAUAGAUCGGUCGAGCGAGCGUUCUACUGCAGUCCGGAUGUUCGUCACAUUGCCAAAAUUCCUCGUGAAGGAGGAUUCUGUGGAUACCGAAAUAUUCAGAUGUUGGUAUCCUAUAUUCAGGAAUCCGCUAGCACGGGCUAUAGGCAUUUCCCGGGGCGGACGCCCAGCAUCCUGAGAAUUCAGGACAUGAUUGAAAGUGCCUGGGACAGAGGUUUCAAUUCCACAGGCAGGCUUGAGACUGGUGGGAUCAAACUCACGCGAAAGUACAUCGGGACGCCAGAAGCACAGGCGUUGUUGAUGAGCCUCGACAUUCCAUGCGAAGCGACUGCGUACGCUUCCACCGACACAGUCGAAGCUUCGGAGACGAUGCUGUGUGCUGUAUGUGAAUACUUUGACGACCAGGAUAGCCGAGACAACCGGGACAAAGUGGUUAUCACGAGCAAGCCACCCAUCUAUUUUCAGCACCACGGUCACUCGAUGACGAUUGUCGGGGUGGAGAGCCGAGUCGAUGGACUCGUCAAUCUUGUUGUUUAUGAUCCAAUGUUCAAUCCAAGCGCGGUCCUUAAGAAGCUUGCCUUGACCAUGUCAAGGGCAUUCAAGUGCGCAGAGCCGGAGAAGCUUCUCAAGGCGCAUCGGAGAGGCGAGAGCUAUUUGUCCCGUUAUCGAGACUUUGAAUUGUUGAAAUUGAUGGACGGCAAGACACCUGCGGCUCCGGCAGGAUGAGGCCAAGGCGAGGCCAGGCGGGCAUGCACAUGAUUUGCUGUUCGUAGCAUGAGCGCGAUGGGAGUUUUCUCGGAUCGGGAGGUUCAUUCUUGAGUCAUCAUUGCAUAGCGACGACAGGAGAGGCGUUUGUUUGGAGCGGAGGUGUUGCGGUGUUGGCGCACAGAUGGUAUUGGCAGGGAUAUGGCAUAGAGGUUUAUAUAGAACAAGUCAC
This is a messenger RNA of Exophiala mesophila, 1807 nucleotides long. RefSeq lists its product as uncharacterized. Bases 19 to 1596 code for a protein of 525 amino acids. The transcript is spliced from 2 exons. NCBI's taxonomy places the organism in Eukaryota, Fungi, Ascomycota, Eurotiomycetes, Chaetothyriales, Herpotrichiellaceae. The record is from RefSeq and is a predicted model, not a curated record.